AUGGAUCCGAUCUUGCCGACCAAACAACCCUACGCGAGUCGAGGCAGACAAAAUCGCCGCGGCACUGCACUGAUCUUGAGGUACUGCAUUCUUGCACUCCUUGGAUUGCUGGUAUACGGCAUCUGCGAUCAGCGGAACGUCCUCUCUGCUGUAUCAGAACACAUACCAAGUGCACUCAGCCAUUUCAGCGAAGUCCAGGGUCCCAACAACUUCAACAGCCCCAAUGACAACAUCAGUACGACUCCCAACGACAAUGGUAGUCAAUGGGCUCCAAAAGAUCUCUACACUUCUCCCACGACCCACUAUCCAAAGUUUGGGAAGUGCACCGCAUCGUUCGGCGACCCAGACCCUCCAUAUGAAGCCGCCAUCGCCUCACACGCGUUACACAACGAGAUCCACGGUUAUCCGCAUUGCAUUCUCCGCGAACACAUGAUCCGAGGCCUCUGGUCUAAACACGGCUGGAUUAUGACCAUUAUCGGACAAGAGCUCGCAAAGCCCGAGGAGCAGCGCCUGCAAUGGCUUCUGUGGCACGAUCGCGACACUGUGCUCAUGAACCCUCAGAUACCGCUCGACAUUUUUGUGCCACCGGACCCUGAGUUCUCCCAUAUCCAUCUCCUUGUCACGAACGAUCGAAAUGGUUUGAACAAUGGCGUGUUCAUGGUUAGGGUCAACCAGUGGGCGUUCAAGCUGUUCGCGAGCGCGCUGAGUAUUCGAGAGUAUCAACCGGAGAUCGUCCUAAAGUACACUGAACAAAGUGGUAUGGAAGAAGCCAUCAAGCGGCCGUGGUGGGCUUCGAACGUGGCCUAUGUUCCGCAACGCUGGUUCAACGGGUUUCCGCCCGAUACCGAAAAGAACGAAGAUAAUAAUCGCGCACAUUCACGCGAAGGCUCGCUUCUCAUACACUUUGCAUCGAACCGUGAUGGUCUGCGGCCUCAGCGAAUGGCACAUUGGGGGGAGAUAGCUAGAAAUCGCACCUCCGCUUGGGACACGCCAGUUGAACUAAUGUUGUACCAAGAGGAGAUUGCAGAGUUCUGGCAGAGAGUAGGGAAGGGCGAAUCGUACGAAAAGAUCAACAAGGACAUCGGAGGGAGGAUGUGGUCAUUUCUCGAGUAG
Molecule: messenger RNA, 1113 nt
Organism: Didymosphaeria variabile
Lineage: Eukaryota; Fungi; Ascomycota; Dothideomycetes; Pleosporales; Didymosphaeriaceae
Exons: 2
Coding region: 1-1113 (370 amino acids)
Biological process (GO): protein N-linked glycosylation
Cellular component (GO): Golgi membrane
Molecular function (GO): glycosyltransferase activity
Source: RefSeq, a predicted model, not a curated record